Messenger RNA from Poecilia latipinna (sailfin molly), 1246 nucleotides. RefSeq names its product ras-related protein Rab-7L1. The record is from RefSeq and is a predicted model, not a curated record. The coding region runs from base 22 to 642 and encodes 206 amino acids. Gene Ontology annotation, biological process: phagosome-lysosome fusion; endosome to lysosome transport. Gene Ontology annotation, cellular component: lysosome; trans-Golgi network; phagocytic vesicle. The transcript is spliced from 6 exons. Gene Ontology annotation, molecular function: GTP binding; GTPase activity. NCBI's taxonomy places the organism in Eukaryota, Metazoa, Chordata, Actinopteri, Cyprinodontiformes, Poeciliidae.
UUCGCUUUCUGAGCAAACAAAAUGAAAGAGCACCUGCUGAAAAUACUGAUUUUAGGAGAUGGAAACGUUGGGAAGUCUUCAUUUGUGCAUCGCUACGUCAGUGGACAGUUCAACAGAACGUACAAAAUGACUGUAGGAGUGGAUUUCUCUCUUAAGACGCUGCACUGGUCUGACAAAGAAAAGGUCAGAGUUCAACUUUGGGACGUUGCAGGCCAGGAGCGUUUCAUCUCCAUGACCAGAGUUUAUUUUAAAGGGGCGGUGGGCUCCGUGUUGAUGUUUGAUGUCACAGACACAUCAAGCUUCCUCAAGUGUCACCAGUGGAAACAGGACCUGGACAGCAAGGCCACGCUGCCCAAUGGAAGCUCCAUCCCAUGCAUCCUGCUGGCAAACAAGAGCGACCUGUCUGACUGGGCCGUCCCAGUAGACCACAUUGAGUCGUUCUGCAAGGCCCACGGCUUCUUCACAUGGAUGGCAACUUCAGUCAAAGACAACAAGAACAUCGACGAGGCAAUGAGGAGGCUGGUGGAGGAGAUUCUGUCCAUUCAGUCCAGUUUGGACCCGCUGCGGACCAAAACCGAAGACGGUGCUCACCCAGAGCAGGAGUUGCAGCUCAACAACAGUGCAGGGAAGAGUUGCUGCUGACGCAAGAAAGAUUGUCACGGACCAAACAGCAGAAGCAAAAGGAGCAGAGGAAGUGGCCGUGAAUAAUAUUUGGUUGGGAAGGCCUGUAGGUGUGGAUGAGCUGCGGAUGAAAGUGCUUCUCCUCCGACACGCUGACUCAUUCAGACGCAUGACGUCUGCGCGCUAAAACCAGGCGUGUGUGUGGAUCCGCUCUGCUUGCCAGUAAGGUGAAUGAUGAGUAGAUGUUGUUGGGUGUUUGAGAGUCUGUAUCACACAGGCACAUGGAUAUGCAUGUGCCUUAGAGAAGCUUGACUUGCAAUAUUGGAUUUUUCUUUUGUUAUUUUGCAGAGAAAGUGUUUUAUUAUAUUUAUUAUAAUCAGUGCCAAAGAUGAAUUUCAGGUCACACUAAAAUGGACCAAACCAGUUUUAACUCUGACAGACAUGAAAGUUAAAUCUCUUAUGUUAUAUCUUUAUAUAUUGACCAACAUAUUUGAUGUAUAUUAAUGAUUUUGAUGAGAAAAUAUAAUUUUUGUAGCUGUUUUUAUUUUUGUGUUUUUAUAACAUGAAGCAUUUUGAGAUACUUUGCUGCCAAAAUGUGCAUUAAAAAUAAACUUGAUUUAUUGAU